AUGACAGAUUCAGCUGCGUCGGCAAAACGGCGUCAUAUUCUGUCAUCCAUCAAUCAGGACGACCCAGCCUCAGAUAACCAGAUAGGAGUAAAAACAGCUCGGCUAGACGACGAUUACCAUGGGGUGAACCACGAACAGGAAGAAAUAUCGCGUGAAGCGUCCCCGCGAGAAGAAAGACCAUUACGAAACGAACAAGACGACAAUGGAGGCGACGACAAGAACAGAUCUCGACGGUCGCGGCUGAAGCUCAAAUCAAGCAAGUCGCGCCGUCGACGGUCUCGAAGCCGACACAGAGACGACGAAAGACGUGAACAGCGUGAACACGACGGCAAGUCGCACUCGUCAAGAUCCAGCAGGCACUACCACCGACGUCGACAUCGACAUCGACACCGCUCACCUACGCCGCCUAAUCCAUUCGAACCGGAGCCACUCGACCCUGAGGUGGCAUUCCGUGAAUCUCUUUUUGAUGCCAUGGCAGAUGACGAAGGAGCAUCGUACUGGGAAUCUGUCUACGGCCAACCCAUCCACGUAUAUUCCAACGAAAGAGCCGGUCCAACAGGCGAGCUAGAACAAAUGACAGACGAGCAGUACGCAGCGUAUGUACGACAAAAGAUGUGGGAAAAGACACAUGCCGGUCUACUCGAAGAAAGAGCCAAGCGUGAAGAGCGAAGAAAGCAGAAGAAGGAGGAAGAGCGCAUAGCCCGCAAGCUGCAUCAAGACAUGGAACAAAGUUUGCGACGGGGAGAAGAGCGGCGGCAGAAAAGACGCUGGGAAAAGCAAUGGGAAGAAUAUACCGGUGCAUGGACAGCACAGAAUGAUGCACCCAAGACUUUGGCAUGGCCUGUCGAUGGCGGACAGCGAGAAGACAUUAACGACAAGGGCGUGCGGUCCUUUUUUAUUCACGGCCUGAACUUGGAGGAUAUAGGAGCGGAAGCGUUUAUGGCUAAGCUCAAACAGGAGCGCAUUCGAUGGCAUCCGGACAAGGUGCAGCAAAGGUUCGGGCUGGACAUGGAGAGCGAAGUUAUGAAGGACGUGACGGCAGUGUUUCAAAUUAUUGAUAAGUUGUGGGAAGAGGUGCGAAGAUAG
Pochonia chlamydosporia 170 is the source of this 1086-nucleotide messenger RNA. RefSeq lists its product as hypothetical. The record is from RefSeq and is a predicted model, not a curated record. NCBI's taxonomy places the organism in Eukaryota, Fungi, Ascomycota, Sordariomycetes, Hypocreales, Clavicipitaceae. The coding region runs from base 1 to 1086 and encodes 361 amino acids. The transcript has a single exon. Gene Ontology annotation, biological process: canonical NF-kappaB signal transduction.